AUGGACGUGACUUUAUUUUCAAAUGAGAGCAACCUGACAAUAAGCAGUCACCGGAACAACGCUGAUGAGGAUUACUCUGACGACGCAAAUAUCACUGCUAUUAAAAUACAUACUAGAUCACUAAACGUUCCACUGUUUGUACUGGUUUCGCUAUUUACAGCCGUAGGCAAUGGUCUUGUGAUUAUCGUUAUAGCAAAGAUUCACCGACUGAGAACAGCAGCAAACAUGACGAUCGCUAAUCUGGCCUGCUGUGACUUCGCACUCGGCAGUACACUCUGGACAGGAGUCCUACGCCGUGACACGAUGCCGCGUUGCGCCGUGUUUACGGGCUUUGCAAUGACGCUUUUUCAGCUGUCGUUGAUGGAUAUUGCACUCUGUACGAUCAACAGAUACGUGGCCAUCGUGUAUCCGUUACGCUACAACCAGCUGAUGACUCCUGCUCGCACUGAGCUGUUCUCAUAA
Priapulus caudatus is the source of this 462-nucleotide messenger RNA. RefSeq names its product adenosine receptor A2b-like. Bases 1 to 462 code for a protein of 153 amino acids. The record is from RefSeq and is a predicted model, not a curated record. Gene Ontology annotation, molecular function: G protein-coupled receptor activity. The transcript has a single exon. Gene Ontology annotation, biological process: G protein-coupled receptor signaling pathway. Gene Ontology annotation, cellular component: membrane. NCBI's taxonomy places the organism in Eukaryota, Metazoa, Priapulida, Priapulimorpha, Priapulimorphida, Priapulidae.